AUGCUGAAAGGACGCUUUUUACUUCGAGCUAUCGCUCGACGAACAAUGGCUUCAAAAAUUGAGCCCGGAGCGCCUCAACCUAUUUAUCUGGAUGUUCAGGCAACGUCGCCAAUGGAUCCGAGAGUGGUUGACGCAAUGCUUCCGUACAUGAUCAAUGAUUUCGGAAAUCCUCACUCUAGAACUCACUCCUAUGGGUGGAAAGCAGAGGAAGGCGUCGAGCAAGCGAGAAAAUAUGUCGCGGAUCUUAUAAAAGCAGAUCCACGUGACAUUGUUUUCACUUCUGGAGCCACUGAAUCGAAUAAUCUAGCAAUUAAAGGAGUGGCAAAAUUCAGGAAGCAAUCUGGCAAAAAUCAUAUCAUCACACUGCAAACUGAGCACAAAUGCGUUCUAGAUUCAUGUCGAUAUUUGGAAAACGAGGGAUUCAAAGUCACAUAUUUGCCAGUUGAUAAGGGAGGAAUGGUUGAUAUGGAACAACUUGAGCAAUCAAUCACCCCUGAAACGUGUCUUGUUUCCAUUAUGUUCGUCAAUAAUGAGAUUGGAGUCGUUCAGCCGAUUAAACAAAUUGGUGAGCUCUGUCGCUCGAAAGGUGUCUACUUCCACACAGACGCUGCUCAGGCCACCGGAAAAGUUCCAAUUGAUGUGAAUGAUUUGAAAAUCGAUUUGAUGUCGAUUUCUGGUCAUAAAAUCUACGGACCAAAAGGCGCCGGCGCUCUAUACGUUCGCCGCCGUCCGCGCGUUCGAGUGGAAGCACAAAUGUCUGGUGGUGGACAAGAGAGAGGUCUCCGAUCGGGUACUGUAGCUGCUCCACUUUGUAUCGGUCUUGGAGAAGCGGCAAGGAUUGCUGGUCGGGAAAUGGAAAUGGACAAGGCACAUGUGGAACGGCUAUCUAGAAUGCUGAUCGACGGAAUCAGUGAGAAGCUGACACAUAUUAUUCGAAAUGUAGAUGAGAAGCAUGCAUAUCCAGGAUGUGUGAAUUUGUCAUUCGCUUAUGUUGAAGGAGAAUCGCUUCUAAUGGCUCUGAAAUCCAUCGCCUUGUCUUCUGGAAGUGCAUGUACAUCUGCAUCCCUCGAACCCUCGUACGUGCUCCGUGCCAUCGGCUCCGAAGAAGAUCUGGCUCACUCUUCGAUCCGCUUUGGGCUUGGAAGAUUCACAACAGAAGAAGAAGUCAAACAUACAAUUGAUUUGUGUGUCAGAGAGACGGAGCGGCUCCGUGAGCUCAGUCCACUCUGGGAAAUGGUUCAGGAGGGAAUCGAUUUGAAGAGUAUUCAAUGGACUCAACACUAA
Messenger RNA from Caenorhabditis briggsae, 1284 nucleotides. The record is from RefSeq and is a predicted model, not a curated record. NCBI's taxonomy places the organism in Eukaryota, Metazoa, Nematoda, Chromadorea, Rhabditida, Rhabditidae. The transcript has 7 exons. The coding region runs from base 1 to 1284 and encodes 427 amino acids. Gene Ontology annotation, cellular component: nucleus; mitochondrion; cytosol. Gene Ontology annotation, biological process: [2Fe-2S] cluster assembly. Gene Ontology annotation, molecular function: cysteine desulfurase activity; pyridoxal phosphate binding.